AUGACUAGUAGUGACGCUAAUAGUAGAAAACAACGCAUAAAAUGGGGUGAAGGUGCUACACUCGCCUUAUUAGAUUUUUUACGUGAAAACAAAGAUGAGCUAAGUCAGUUGAAAAGUACACGGGGUGGAUCUAAGCCGGACGCGGACUUGUGGAAUAGAGCUUCAGAUUAUCUUUGCAACUUGAAUCAUAAUGUUAACAAUAUUCAAGCUUUUACUAAAUGGAAGAAUCUUCUUGACAAUUACAAGAUUGAAGAUAUUAUUAGUAAACAAGGAUCAUCAAUGUCUUUAGCGUCAAAUUCAAUUCUUGUUGGUAAUUUUGGAUGGACAACUAGCAAUAUUGUUUUUGAAUGGAAUUUAAAUGAUCAAGCCUAUAUAAUUGACCAUAUUCUACUAAAAAUAUCAAAGACAUGGUAUUCACCGUUUAUAGAUUAUCUAUGUAAAGUGGAUAGGUGGCAAAGAAAUUCUUGGAUGAUUAUUUCAACGACCAUUGCCAGUGCUAGUAGUAACUAUUAUGGUGGCGGUUUUGAUGGAAAUGGUGGGAUUUUUUUAAAUGUUAUAGAGAAUUGUCUGGUUGGAUUCAAAUAUUUAUACGACUUCCAUUGGAACUUGAUGGAUGAUGAUUUGUUGGGAUUGUAUAAUGAGAAAGGAGAAGAUGACGAAGUGGAAAUGAAUAUGGAUGAGGGUGAGGAUAAUAACGAAGAAGAAGAAGAUUUGACAGAAUAUUAUAAUGGAUUAGUUGAAGAUUAUAAAGCUUAUGCAAUUAAAAAACAUGGAAAUAAAUUGUUGACGUCUGUUAAAAAUUGGUAUGAAAAUAAAAUUUCUCAAUUAUCAUUUAAAGAUUCGAUAAAAAUGUCGUCAUCAUCAUCAUAUCCGUACAUCCGUAAAUAUGCGCCGGCGACCACAACAGCAUGGACACAAAAGCAAACAGAAUUACAAGCAGGCUAUUAA
This is a messenger RNA of Entrophospora sp. SA101, 948 nucleotides long. NCBI's taxonomy places the organism in Eukaryota, Fungi, Glomeromycota, Glomeromycetes, Entrophosporales, Entrophosporaceae. The record is from the annotation of a GenBank genome assembly.